Rhizophagus irregularis DAOM 181602=DAOM 197198 is the source of this 1751-nucleotide messenger RNA. RefSeq lists its product as uncharacterized. NCBI's taxonomy places the organism in Eukaryota, Fungi, Glomeromycota, Glomeromycetes, Glomerales, Glomeraceae. The record is from RefSeq and is a predicted model, not a curated record.
AAAAAUUUCUUUGGUGCAAGAACUUCGCCAACUUUAGUCUGUGUUGUGUAUCGCUCCCGCUUUUGUUUCGAAAUCGUUAUUUUCCCUUGACCCAAUAAUUAUACGUAAACUUUUAAAGGGAAAAAAUUAGUUUACACUUCUGCUUAAUACGGAUCGACUUUUUAACAUAAGGUAUACUUUAGGAACGAUCCAACAUGUCAUAUUCUCCUGGUACGGUAGUUUACGCAAAACUUAAGGGAUAUCCUUGGUGGCCAGCACGAGUUGAAGUCGAAGAGUCAUUACCUUCCACAGUUAUUUCUAAAAAACCGAAAACACCUAAACCAAUAAUCAGUGUUAGAUUUUUCGGAUCUAAGGAUUAUGGCUGGUUUGGGAGCAACGAUAUUAAACCAUUUGAUAAGAAAGAUGCUGAAUUGACAUUGCAAAAAAUGAAAAAUAAGAAACAUGACAAAUUGUUGGAAAGAUCUAUUCGUGAAGCUUUAGAUCCUUCAUCUUCAUCCUUUGAUGACCCUAUGGAUGAAGAAGGUGCCGAUGAUGAUGUAGAAUCAGAAUCUGAUGUGGAAUUAGAAAAUGAAAGUAAGAAAUCAAGUGAAUCUUUUGAAAAUGAGGACGAAGAAGAGGGAGAAUAUACAAAAAAAUCAAAGAGUCGUAAUAAAGGAAAUAAGAAAAAUAGAAAACCCACAUCAAUUAAAAGUUCAGAACAUCGUAGAACAUCAUCAUUAAGUCAAAAGAAAAAGUAUCGUAGUUAUUCAUCAGAAGAUGAGGAUGAUGUGGAUCAUGGCGGAAAAAGUGGAAAGAAGCGCAGAGCCAGCGAAGGUUCUGCUUUAGAAAAAGCUUCUAAGCGUAAACAUAGAAAAAUAGACUAUACUGAUGAUGAAGAGGAGAAAAUGGAUUUGGAUAAUGGGAAGAAGGAACGUCGGCAGAUUAUUAAAAAAGAGGGUUCAAAAUCACCGGUCAAAUCUGAUAAUGAAUCACCUGAAGGUGAUGUAAAUGACAAGGACGAAAAUAAAUAUAAUAAGGAUGAUGAUGCAGGUUUUGAAAGCAAGUCAAGUAGAAUGGAAUCUGAAAGUCAUCAUCGUUCGUCUAAAUCGCGACAGUCGAGAACACCUAGUGAUAAAUUACUUCAUUUGAGACAUAGACUUCAGAGAAUGACUUUGAAAGACGAUAUUGAGAUAUUAGACACGGAAAAGAUUGAUGAAGUGUUUACUGAAGUUGAAAAUUUUCAUAUUACUAUUCCUUUAUUGAAGGAAAGUAAAAUUGGUAAACUCAUGAGAAAAAUUGCCGAAAAAAAUAUUGAUCCAGACCCGAAAAGAAUUAUAGAACGAAGCAAUGAGUUAAUCAGGAAAUGGAAAUGCUUGUUGGAAGCACCUACUCAUGAAGGAUCUGAUGAGGAAACAUCACCUAAAACAGUUACUCAAAUUGAGGGUGAAUCACCAAAUCGAGAAGCUGUUAAUAGCGAAGAAAGCAGUCAGCCUUUGCCUGGUGAACAAGAAACUGAUAACAAAAAUCAAGAAAAUUUCGAUAGUAAUAAUGUGAAGGAAGAUAAAGAAAGGCUCCCAUCAGCUAUGGAUGUCGACGAAAUUAAUGAUAUUCAACCAGAAAUUAGUGAGGGAAAACAGAUAGUUGAAAGUAAAGAUAACAUCGUCACAAACGGAUCCUCACCUGCAGCUAACAAUCAAGAAGUGAACAGUCAUGAAAAAGAAGAUUUUAAUAAUAAAACUUCUGAAUUGUGAAUUGUGAAUUGUGAAUUGUGA